GACGUAGUGAAUAACCUAAAAAUUAUGGUGUUACUAUCUAUUAUUAUUAUUUCCACAGUAUCAUUUCAAAUUAAACUAAACAAAUUGAUUCUUGAAAACAAUACAAUUCAAUCAUCGUAUUAUUUUACGAUAUAAAUAUUUAUGCACUCAAAGAAUCCAUUUAAAGCGAUAAUAAAGGAUCUUUGAAGAGGCAAAACUGGAAAUAUUUUUUUCAGAAAUGGAAACAAAUACUGCUGGAUGGAUAGGCCUAAUUGUAGCUUUAUGUUUUACAACUUUUGGUGUAUUAUGGCUGUUAAUUAUUACAAUAAGUUUACUUUUAUUUAUCAUAGGAGUGGCCUCCUUAUUGCAUGUGCAACGGGUUAGUAUAGAGAAGUUUUAUAUAAAAUGUGCUGGCAAUCCUUUAAGUUCAAGUUGUAUAAAAAAAGGAGGUCUAGAACAUAUUGUUAAACAGUUAGAAAGUCCGAAAAAAGUACAAAAACAAGACAGCCGAGUAACUGGUAGUGAGUUAAUUGAUAGUUCCUUACAGGAGAUUUUAGGUUAUAUUAUCAGAGAUUAUGUUUUAACUUGGUAUAAUCUUAUUACUAGAGAUGUUGAGUUUACAGACACUACAGUGCGACGUACAGCUCAAACAUUGGCUAUAAAUAUUUCAAAUAGGGUCAAAGAAAUCGACUGGAUACCUUAUUUGACUCAGAAGUUUGUGGAUGAUGCGGCAUCACAUUUAAAGCUUUAUAAACAAGCUAGAACAAAAAUGAAACUGCAAGAAGCAGCAAGAGAACAGAAAAGCUCACCACAAAGAGAUAAGACAUCUCCUAAAAAGACUGUUCAUAAGAGAAAUAAAAGUGAAACGGAUAUUAACUGGUAUAGUGGGAGAUCUACAGAACUGAAAAAGGAUCAAGAGAAAGUUAUCAAACAUUCUAAAUUUUCUGUAAGUGAUGAAAAAAAGAAUAUCUCGUUAGAAGACCAUUUUUUUAAUUUAGAACACCAAAUGGAAGAGGAUACAGUUUCCAGGGACUUGUUGUGCAGGAAUUUAGAUAUUGAGAAAGAGUUUCUAUGUGAACUUACCGAAAUUAUUUUAUAUAUAUUACUGCCAGAUGAAGAUUUUCAGUGCAAACCUAUACGAUAUGUACUUCGAGAAAUUUUUGUAAACGGCGUCAUUUUGCCUCUUUUCAAUUUGGUUGCUGAUCCAGAUUAUAUUAACCAAGUUAUGAUUUGGCUGUGCCUAACCGAAAAUCAGUUGCCCACUGACAUUUUUCUCAGUAUACUUAGAUUAACAGAUAGCUGUGAUGAAUUGAAAAGUACCAAAGAUUUAAUAUCUCUAGAAAUACAAACUUUGAGAUCUCGCGACUCUGGAAGAGAAAGUGAUCUUGCUGUGAAACAGCAAUUGAGUAGCUUAUAUUAUGUUCAAAAAUUAAUAGAUAGUAAAUUAUCAAAAAUGGGAAAUAUGGACAAUUCAGAUGGACAAUCAUUAGAUUACAUCCAGAUGGAAAGUAUUAAAAAAAUUGAUCUGACCCUAGACCAAAUAUUGAAAAACAAUAUAGCCCUUUCAUAUUUUAUUGAUUUUGUUUCUAGUCAAGGAAAACAACUAGAGCUAUUUUUUUAUCUAAAUGUUGAAGGUUGGAAAGUUUCCGUUGAGCAACAACUUUCAAAUCUUCAUCUAACAAAAAUAAUAAAAGGUUCUACUGAAUCAUUUAGCCCUAUUUACGAGAAUAUCCGUUCGACGGCGCUAAGUAUCUACGACCAGUACUUAGGAGAAAAUAUUGAACAAAGAGUACAAAUAAAACCUACACUUGUACAAGCAUUGUACUUUAAGAUUCGUAAUCUUAAUGAGACGCCUUCGGAAACCUGGUUUGAUGGAGUUUUAGAAGCUACGUACGAGAAGAUGGAAAGUAAACAUCUACCACUGUUUAAAAAAAACAAAUCUUAUGUCAAAUUGUUGCAAGAACUCGAUCUCCUCCAACAACCAAACUCUGAAGACGAUAUUAUUAGUAUUAAUAGCAACGAAAGUCUGGAAAUCAUCGAUCCUUACCCCAUUGCUACUAAAAAAAUGGAAUUCCUAACAGUCAUUGACAAUCCCAAAAACGUCAAACACGUUCGAUCGAUGAGCGAUGUAACAAUGCCAGUUGGAACAAAUGAGUCUGAAAUAAAAUCUUUCAGUUCUGGCCAAGAAAAUAAAUCUACAAACGAAACUGACGCAAUAAAAGAAAAACAGAACGUUGACCAGAAAGCUCUUACGAGUGGAAAUUUUAAUAUUACUAUAAACAUUAUUGAAACUGGUAUCGUAUGCGAAAAAGGUAAAACUUUUGGGAUAUACGCUAUGAGAGUUUCUCGAUCUUAUGAUACUGGGUAUCAAGAGGAGUGGCACAUCUACAGGAGAUACAGUGAUUUCCACGAUCUUUACUGUAAGGUGAAGGAAAAGUUUCCCGAUUUAUCGAAACUUUCAUUUCCUGGUAAGAAAACAUUUCACAAUAUGGAUCGAACAGUAUUAGAAAGACGAAUGAAGAUGCUCGGUUCAUACAUGGACGAAUUGUGUCAGACUAAUCUGAUAUUAGCUCAUAACGGCCUUAAGGAUUUAUUGAUGACUUUUCUUGAGCAAGGCGAUUAUGAUAAAGCAAAUGGGGGACCAAUCUCAACUACAAUUGAUACCCUAGUAAAUCCUCUAAAAUCAGGAAUGAAAACUAUUAAAAGUAUGCCAGAGCAGCUUAUAAAUACCGUUGAUGAAGUAGUCGGGGGAUUAACUAAGGUAUUUCAUCCAAAACCAGUUAGAUUUCCUGAGGCUUGCAAAGUUGGUGCUUCUAUAGAGGAGACCGACGAUAACAUUCCACUUAGAAUAAUGUUACUUUUGAUGGACGAAGUGUUCGAUUUGAAGUCUCGAAAUCAAUGGUUACGAAGGAGGAUCGUAACUUUAUUGAGGCAGAUCGUGAGGACCAUGUUUGGUGAUAUAGUCAAUCGUAGGAUAUUAGAAUACGUGUCCUUCAUAACUAGCCCUAAAAAUGUUGCACAGUAUUUAUACAUUUUUAAGCACUCUUUUUGGCCCAAUGGAAUGAGAAACGAUAGGAGAACAGAACGAGAUGAUGUAGUUAAAAGUAGAACAAAAGUUGCGGCUAAGAUAGCUCUUCUAUCAUGCCUAUCAGAUGAAUUGAAGCAUAUUAUUGGAUCAGAAACGACGAGGCGAGGUUUACUUACAAUUUUCGAACUUUUCCAAAGACCAAUAUUAAAUCGUAGAUUACUCUAUGUUUUAUUAGAGGGAAUACUGUCUACUUUGUUUCCCGAGAAGGAUAUGAAUAAGUUGUUUAUUAAACUAUAUUCUAAGUCAAAGAAAAACGAACAGAUUAAUAUUCAAAAAUCUAGCUGAUGAUUUAUUUCGGUAUAUUGUUUUUUGGUUAUUACCAUUAUCGUAUAGGUAUAAAAUUAUGCACAUAAAAUUUCAUACUAUCUACAUUAAAAUUUUAAUUU
Messenger RNA from Diabrotica balteata, 3453 nucleotides. The record is from the annotation of a GenBank genome assembly. NCBI's taxonomy places the organism in Eukaryota, Metazoa, Arthropoda, Insecta, Coleoptera, Chrysomelidae.